UGGUGUGAGUGAGACAACCACUCUUCCUCUGGAUCCAAUUAUUGAAAUAUCUGAAGAAGCCGAGAACAAAAAGCUUUAAAAGAUUACCAAUGGAGGAAUAGUAAAAAGUAAUGGAAACCACACCACUACUCCCUCCCAGGUAUGUAAUCAACCUCAAUUCGAUCGAUUGAGAUAUACAUGUAAACAGUGUACUUGUUUGUGAUUAAACGUCUAAGUUCACGAUACAAGAAUUAUGUCCCAAUAAUAGACUCCCAAGUGUCCAUUAAGUAACCCCAUUUACGCCCCCAUAUAUCAAUCAAUCAUUUUUUUUUUUGAUGGGAAAAUGAAACCUUUUAUCAAUCAUGAUUCUAGUAGUUUAAAUCACUUCAAACCAGGGGCAGAGCUAGAAAUCUAGCUAUGGGGAGCCAAAACUUUUUCAAGGUUGACAAGAUUGCAAAAAUGGCUUUGGAUCCCAUGUUAUCAAAAAAAUGCUUGGGAGACAGCCCAGCAGGGAACACAACCCCUGCAAUGAGCUAGCUCCGCCCUGCUUCAAAACACCCAUGACGGGCUAUAAGGCGAACAUGCCACCGGAUAGUCUGUAGUGUACAACCCCAAAUCAAUGUUGGAAACCCCCUCUAGCAAUCUUGAACCCGCUUAAACCUGUGAAACAUUUCCAGUGGGUUUCCUAAUGUGGUGUACAUGGAAUUGAAGAAAUCAGAGAUUAUCCCACUUUGGGCAGGCAUGAAAUUCCCAUAAUAAAUACCAGAUGCGAUUCACAGAAGUUUGAACCGAAAGAAGUUAACCAUUGUGCUCCAGCCCAUCAUCGUGUGCAACAAUGGAGGAAAUCCAAGAAACUGCUUCCGGGAAAGAAUCUGAUCAACCAAGGAGUUAUUGGAGAUGGAGCAAAACUGAUUUCUUUCCUGAACAAUCUUUUCAGAACUGGGGCACAUACAAAACGGCAAUCACUGAAUCCGGGUCAAGAUUCAAAGAUCGUUUCCUCAACCGUUCAACCGAUUCUUUCGAGCUCAAUGUGCUGCAGAAGCAAAGUGAAAACACCUUGCACAGAUGCCUUACAUGGUGGGAUCUUAUGUGGCUCAGCUUUGGUUCUGUUGUUGGUACUGGCAUUUUUGUGCUUACUGGACAAGAAGCACAUAACCAUGCAGGUUCUGCUAUUGUUAUAUCAUAUGCGAUUUCAGGUCUCUCAGCUUUGUUAUCUGUUUUCUGUUAUACAGAAUUCGCAGUGGAAGUUCCGGUUGCUGGUGGUUCUUUUUCUUAUUUGAGGAUUGAAUUAGGAGAUUUUGUAGCUUUUAUUGCUGCAGGUAAUAUACUCUUGGAAGCUGUAGUUGGUGCUGCUGGAUUAGCUAGAUCCUGGACAUCGUACUUUGCUACAAUUAUCAAUCGUAAUCCUGAUUCUUUGCGAAUACAUAUUAGUAGCUUUGCUGAAGGUUAUAAUAUGUUAGACCCAAUUGCUGUUGUAGUGUUAUUAAUAACCAACACUAUUGCGAUGCUCGGUACAAGAGGUGCUUCGAAACUGAACUGGAUUGCAUCUCUUGUUAGUGUUGCAUUGAUUGUUUUUAUAGUAAUAGCUGGUUGCGUGAAAGGAAGUGUUGAUAAUUUAACUCCCUUUGCUCCAUAUGGAGCAGGAGGUAUUUUUCAAGCUGCAGCAGUUCUGUUUUGGGCAUACACAGGAUUUGAUAUGGUUGCAACUAUGGCAGAAGAGACUAAGAAACCUGAAAAGGAUAUACCGAUAGGGUUAAUCGGUUCCAUGUCAAUGAUCACUAUAGUUUAUUGUUUGAUGGCUUUGUCACUAAGUAUGAUGCAGAAAUAUAAUGAGAUAGAUGUGAAUGCAGCUUAUUCAGUUGCAUUUCAAAGUGUGGGCCUGAAAUGGGCAAAGUAUUUAGUUGCAGCUGGUGCUCUUAAGGGAAUGACUACUGGAUUAAUUGUAGGUGGGUUAGGGCAAGCACGUUACACCACACAGAUUGCUCGAUCCCAUAUGAUCCCACCUUGGUUUGCUUUGGUGCAUCCAAAAACAGGAACACCCAUUUAUGCAGCCUUAUUAGUAACCAUAUGUUCCGCCUGUGUGGCUUUGUUCUCAAGUUUGGAUGUACUAUCUAGUGUUUCUUCGCUCAGCACUCUAUUCAUCUUCAUGUUAAUGGCUGUUGCAUUGAUUGUUAGGCGAUAUAACGGGAGGAAUGUCUCUUCUACUCUUGAUCGCUGCAAAUUGGGUUUGUUUCUAUUCAUGAUAAUCGGUUCAUCUAUUGGAACAUCAGUUUAUUAUAGCCGUAAUGCUAAUGGAUGGAUUGGACAUAUGAUAACCAUACCCAUUUGGGUUCUUGGGAAUUUUGGAAUUAUGAUUUUUCUUCCUCAGCAGCAUUUUCCAAAGGUCUGGGGUGUUCCAUUGGUUCCAUGGCUGCCAUCUUUGUCAAUUGGAUUAAACUUGUUUCUAAUUGGAUCACUUGGUACUGAAGCUUUUGUGAGAUUCGGAAUCUGUACACUGGUGAUGCUUGUGUACUAUCUAUUUUGUGGUCUUCAUGCGACAUAUGACGUUGCACACCAGAGGCAAGAUGUUCCAGGAAACGUACAGGAUGCUAACAAUAAGGGGAAAACAACAGAUGAAGCAGAGAGUGGAGCAGCGGCAGAAAGGAGUUAAAGCUGCAAAAGGUGGAACUUGAAGGAGAUGGGUGCAAUGCAUCAUAAUCACGCGUCUCUCCUUAGUUCAUAGUUCAUAGUAAGAUUGGCAUUGAUACCUAUAUUUUGUGAAGUCUAUUUUUUUUUCUCCUGCAUCCCUUGUCUUGUUUACCAAACUCUAAGUUUAAAUUCAAUUUUUUGUGUA
Messenger RNA from Papaver somniferum (opium poppy), 2812 nucleotides. RefSeq names its product cationic amino acid transporter 5-like. Gene Ontology annotation, cellular component: plasma membrane. The coding region runs from base 815 to 2629 and encodes 604 amino acids. The record is from RefSeq and is a predicted model, not a curated record. The transcript has 3 exons. Gene Ontology annotation, biological process: amino acid transport; transmembrane transport. NCBI's taxonomy places the organism in Eukaryota, Viridiplantae, Streptophyta, Magnoliopsida, Ranunculales, Papaveraceae. Gene Ontology annotation, molecular function: L-glutamate transmembrane transporter activity; L-lysine transmembrane transporter activity.